GACAGUGGGUCUGUGACAGACCGAAUAAAGGGGCUGGGGCCACGAGUACCGCUGACACGCGAUGGGGAAGAAACAGAAAAACAAGAGCGAAGACAGUGCCAAGGAUGAUAUUGAUCUCGAUGCUUUGGCUGCAGAAAUAGAAGGAGCUGGUGCUGCCAAGGAACAGGAACCUCAAAAGUCAAAGGGGAAAAAGAAAAAGGAGAAAAAAAAGCAAGAUUUUGAUGAAGAUGAUAUCCUGAAAGAACUGGAAGAAUUGUCUUUAGAGACUCAAGGCAUCAAACCUGACAGAGAAAGUGCUCCAGUAAAGCCAACAGAAAAUAAUGAAGAAGAAUCCACCUUAAAACAAGAGAAAAAAAAGAAAGGACAAAAAGGCAAAAAACAAAGUUUUGAUGAUAAUGACAAUGAAGAAUUGGAAGAUAAAGAUUCAAAAUCGAAAAAGACUGCAAAACCGAAAGGCGAAAUGUACUCUGGGAGUGAUGAUGAUGAUGAUUUUAAUAAAAUUUCUAAAAAAGCAAAAGGGAAAGGUCAGAAAUCAAGUAAAAAGUGGGAUGGGUCGGAGGAGGAUGAGGAUAACAGUAAAAGAACUAAAGAGCAUUCCAGAGUAAAUUCUUCAGGUGAAAGUGGUGAUGAAUCAGAUGAAUUUUUGCAGUCUAGAAAAGGACAGAAAAAAAAUCAAAAGAAUAAACCAGGCCCUAAUAUAGAGAGUGGGAAUGAAGAUGAUGAUUCCUCCUUUAAAAUUAAGACAGUGGCCCAAAAGAAGGCAGAAAAGAAAGAGCGUGAGAGAAAAAAGAGAGAUGAAGAAAAGGCAAAAUUACGGAAGCUGAAAGAAAAAGAGGAGUUAGAAACAGGUAAAAAGGAUCAGAGUAAACAAAAAGAAUCUCAGAAGAAAUCUGAAGAGGAACCUCUAAAAUCCAAAGGGACUCUUGAUGCUGGAGCAACCCUUGCCUCUGAAGAGAAAGGAGAGACUACCGCAGCAGCAGAAGAUGACAAUGAAGGAGACAAAAAGAAAAAAGAAAAGAAGAAAAAGAAAGGAGAAAAGGAAGAAAAAGAGAAAGAGAAGAAAAAAGGACCUAGUAAAGCCACAGUUAAAGCUAUGCAGGAAGCUCUGGCUAAGCUAAAAGAAGAAGAGGAAAGACAGAAGAGAGAAGAGGAAGAACGGAUAAAAAGACUUGAGGAACUAGAAGCCAGACGCAAAGAAGAGGAACGAUUAGAACAAGAAAAAAGAGAAAGGAAAAAGCAGAAAGAAAAAGAAAGAAAAGAACGUUUGAAAAAAGAAGGGAAACUUUUAACUAAAUCCCAGAGAGAAGCCAGAGCCAGAGCUGAAGCUACCCUUAAACUUCUACAAGCUCAGGGUGUUGAAGUGCCAUCAAAAGACUCUUUGCCAAAGAAAAGGCCAAUUUAUGAAGAUAAAAAAAAGAAAAAAGCACAACAGCUAGAAAAUAAAGAAGUGUCCGAACCGAUAGAAUUAAGCACUGCUGUUGAAGUUGUGGAACAGGGAGUACCAGACAAAGAAGAGUUACCACCUUCUGUUGAACCAGAAGAGGAAGAAGAAACUGAGGAUGGUGGACUGGAUGAUUGGGAAGCUAUGGCCAGUGAAGAGGAGAGAGAAAAUGAGGGAAAUACAGUACAUAUAGAAGUAAAAGAAAACCCUGAAGAGGAGGAGGAAGAGGAAGAAGAGGAAGAAGAAGAAGAAGAGAGUGAAGAGGAAGAGGAAGAAGAAGGAGAAAGUGAAGGCAGUGAAGGUGACGAGGAAGAUGAAAAGGUGUCAGAUGACAAAGAUGUGGGAAAAACAUUAGAUAAAAAACUAAGUAAAGAAAUGAGCUCAGAAUCUGAAUAUGACUCUGAUGAUGAUCGAACUAAAGAAGAAAGAGCUUAUGACAAAGCAAAACGGAGGAUUGAGAAACGGAGACUAGAACACAGUAAAAAUGUAAAUACAGAAAAGUUAAGAGCCCCUAUUAUCUGUGUGCUUGGACAUGUGGACACAGGGAAGACAAAAAUUUUGGAUAAACUCCGGCACACUCAUGUUCAAGACGGUGAAGCAGGAGGCAUCACACAACAAAUUGGGGCCACUAAUGUCCCCCUUGAAGCUAUUAAUGAACAGACUAAGAUGAUUAAAAAUUUUGAUAGAGAAAAUGUGCGGAUUCCAGGAAUGCUGAUUAUUGAUACUCCUGGGCAUGAGUCUUUCAGUAAUCUGAGAAACAGAGGAAGCUCUCUUUGUGAUAUUGCCAUUUUAGUUGUUGAUAUUAUGCAUGGUUUGGAGCCUCAGACAAUUGAAUCUAUCAACCUUCUGAAAUCUAAAAAAUGCCCCUUCAUUGUUGCACUCAAUAAGGGUUUGAAUGCUGCUUUAUUUUAUGAGAAUAAAGAUCCUCGUACUUUUGUGUCCUUGGUACCUACCUCUGCACAUACUGGUGAUGGCAUGGGAAGUCUGAUAUACCUUCUUGUUGAAUUAACUCAGACAAUGUUAAGCAAGAGACUUGCACACUGUGAAGAGCUUAGAGCACAGGUGAUGGAGGUUAAAGCUCUCCCGGGAAUGGGCACCACGAUAGACGUAAUAUUGAUCAAUGGACGUUUGAAGGAAGGAGAUACAAUCAUUGUUCCUGGAGUAGAAGGACCCAUUGUAACUCAGAUUAGAGGCCUCCUGUUACCUCCUCCUAUGAAGGAAUUACGAGUGAAGAAUCAAUAUGAAAAGCAUAAAGAAGUCGAAGCAGCUCAGGGUGUAAAGAUUCUUGGAAAAGACCUUGAGAAAACGUUGGCUGGCUUACCCCUCCUGGUGGCUUAUAAAGAAGAUGAAAUCCCUGUUCUUAAAGAUGAGUUGAUCCAUGAGUUAAAGCAGACACUAAAUGCCAUCAAAUUAGAAGAAAAAGGAGUCUACGUCCAGGCAUCUACACUGGGCUCUUUGGAAGCUCUACUUGAAUUUCUGAAAACAUCAGAAGUCCCCUAUGCAGGAAUUAAUAUUGGCCCAGUCCAUAAAAAAGAUGUUAUGAAAGCUUCAGUGAUGUUGGAACAUGAUCCUCAGUAUGCAGUAAUUUUGGCUUUUGAUGUGAGAAUUGAACGGGAUGCACAAGAAAUGGCUGAUAGUUUAGGAGUUAGAAUUUUUAGUGCAGAAAUUAUUUAUCAUUUAUUCGAUGCCUUUACAAAAUAUAGACAAGACUACAAGAAACAGAAACAAGAAGAAUUUAAGCACAUAGCAGUAUUUCCCUGCAAGAUGAAAAUCCUUCCUCAGUUUAUUUUCAAUUCUCGAGAUCCAAUAGUGAUGGGAGUGACUGUGGAAGCAGGUCAGGUGAAACAGGGCACACCCAUGUGUGUCCCUAGCAAAAAUUUUGUUGAUAUUGGAAUAGUAACAAGUAUUGAAAUAAACCAUAAACAAGUGGAUGUUGCAAAAAAAGGACAAGAAGUCUGUGUCAAAAUAGAACCGAUCCCUGGUGAAUCUCCCAAAAUGUAUGGAAGACAUUUUGAAGCUACUGAUAUUCUCGUCAGUAAGAUCAGCCGACAGUCCAUCGAUGCACUCAAAGACUGGUUCAGAGAUGAGAUGCAGAAGAGUGACUGGCAGCUUAUUGUGGAGCUGAAGAAAGUAUUUGAAAUCAUCUAA
Messenger RNA from Orycteropus afer afer, 3589 nucleotides. It is a transcript of the gene EIF5B, whose product is annotated as eukaryotic translation initiation factor 5B. Lineage: Eukaryota; Metazoa; Chordata; Mammalia; Tubulidentata; Orycteropodidae. The record is from RefSeq and is a predicted model, not a curated record. Gene Ontology annotation, molecular function: GTPase activity; translation initiation factor activity; GTP binding.